Parnassius apollo (apollo) is the source of this 240-nucleotide messenger RNA. The record is from the annotation of a GenBank genome assembly. NCBI's taxonomy places the organism in Eukaryota, Metazoa, Arthropoda, Insecta, Lepidoptera, Papilionidae.
AUGUGCCAUGAACUUCAAAAAAAACUCGAAGAACUUCGCGCCCGCAAUUGGAUUGAGGAAACCCCAGUGAUACAAAAGAAAAGAGUCCCCAAAACAGCUAAAAAUAACAGAAAGCCUGCAGCGACUAGUCGCCUUCGUGAUCUUAUAGCUGCAGCAAGAAAAGCAAAGAAAAAUGAAGAUCCUCCAACAGUACCAGGGGAAGAAGAUCCAACAGCAGCAGCGCAGAAGAACCUGCUUUAA